AUAAAACCCCCUAUCUUCAUCAUAAUUAUAACAACCGUCGUAUCAGGAACCAUAAUUGUCCUAACAAGUUCUCAUUGACUAAUAAUCUGAAUCGGAUUCGAAAUAAAUAUACUGGCAAUCAUUCCAAUCCUGAUAAAAAACUUUAACCCCCGAGCUACAGAAGCAUCCACAAAAUACUUUCUAAUCCAAGCCACCGCAUCCAUACUCCUAAUACUGGGCAUCAUUAUCAACCUAACAACUUCAGGACAAUGAACAAUUCUAAAACCCCCAAACCCAAUAGCAUCAAAUCUCCUAACUAUCGCUCUAGCAAUAAAACUUGGAAUAUCUCCAUUUCACUUCUGAGUGCCUGAAGUAACACAAGGAACCCCACUAUCAUCAGGCAUGAUUCUACUUACAUGACAAAAAAUCGCACCCCUAUCCAUCCUUUACCAAAUUGAACCAUCAAUUAACCCCAACCUACUAACCACCAUAGCAAUUGCAUCAGUACUAGUAGGAGGAUGAGGAGGAUUAAACCAAACCCAACUCCGAAAAAUUCUAGCCUAUUCAUCAAUUGCUCAUAUAGGAUGAAUUACCAUUAUCAUAGUAUAUAAUCCUACCCUAACACUCCUAAACCUAACAAUUUACAUCACCAUAACACUCGGGACAUUUAUACUAUUUAUACACAGCUCAUCUACAACAACACUAUCACUAUCCCACACAUGAAACAAACUACCCCUCAUGACAUCCCUAAUCCUAGUACUUAUAUUAUCACUCGGAGGUCUCCCCCCACUAUCAGGCUUCGUACCCAAAUGACUAAUUAUUCAAGAACUAACAAAAAAUGAUAUAAUCAUCCUACCAACAUUCAUAGCUAUUACAGCACUACUAAACCUGUACUUCUACAUACGACUAUCCUACACCACAGCACUAACACUAUUCCCCUCAACGAACAAUAUAAAAAUAAAAUGACAAUUCGAAAACACAAAAAAGAUAGCCUUAUUACCCCCACUAAUCAUUAUCUCAACAAUAUUACUCCCCAUGACACCAAUAAUAUCUAUUCUAGACUAG
Messenger RNA from Zalophus californianus (California sea lion), 1044 nucleotides. The record is from the annotation of a RefSeq genome assembly. Lineage: Eukaryota; Metazoa; Chordata; Mammalia; Carnivora; Otariidae.